This is a messenger RNA of Knipowitschia caucasica, 2052 nucleotides long. Lineage: Eukaryota; Metazoa; Chordata; Actinopteri; Gobiiformes; Gobiidae. The record is from the annotation of a GenBank genome assembly.
AUGGAUCACUUCAGUGAGAUUUCGGUCUCGACGGAGGCCUCGCUACAGAUUGUGAGGAGCCACUUUGAGCAGAUCGGUGGCCUUCAGUGGGUGAUGUUGUCCAAAGGCAUGUGCGACUUGGAGACCAGGCGCAUUCUGACCGCCAUGUUUAACUCGCUGGUCCAAACGCUGUCCGCCAACAUCUUGGGACUGAUUGUUCCGAGAAGCGAAGUGAACCACAAGUUCCUGAGUGAGAGCGAGUCGACCCGAGCUCACGGAUCUGUCGUCAAUGUGGUGCAGAACACCAUGGGGCAAGUGUUCUCUCAGGCUCUGAAUCUGCCCACGGACUCGUUGGACAAACACCAGGACUCGCAGGAGCUCACCACCCUGAUCAAGCAGGAAGUGUCCACGAAGGUGAACCGUGUCCUUUCUGAGGAGCAGGAGGAGGGCCCUAGGAUGGUGGACUCCUUCAUCAGCAGCGAGAGUGUGGCUCGCAGCAUGAUCGAGAAGGGAAACUCCUGCCUCAAGGGGUGCCUUCGCACCUUGUUCUGCUCCUGCGGCCUCCGUGCUGCCACAAAGAAGUCGGACUCUUUGGAAAAUGGGCCGUGCCGCUGCAGCUUCCUCAGAUUCGCAAAAAAUAAUUUCCGAAGCAUGCAGGAAAACCUGGAGGCAGAACUUCUGGUUGAAGAGUUAGAGCCAGAGACGAGGAGUUUGUCGAGGGGGUCGAGCUGUGGAAGUUACUCAGACCUGGAAAAAACUCUGGGAUAUGCUUUGAGGACUCCAGAGGUUAGUUUUGAGCAGUUGCAACCUGAAGUAGAGGAGUUGUUUCGAAAGCUAGAUCUGUCGACAAGUCCUGAUAAAGAGACCAAUCAAGAAAGACUGCCCCAGGCCUUGGACAGUGAAUCAAUCACUGCCUUUGCUCAGAAACUGACAGACACAAUGUACUGUCACUUUCAGAUCCUAAACAAACUUGCUUGUGCUGCGUCACCGAACGCAGAGACAAGGAGAGAGUUUGAGAACCAAUAUCCCGAGCAGACAUACACACGGAAAACAAGGGCAAAGUGUAAACCCAGACACCAUGACCUGAAGCGGACAUACACGACGGUUAGGAACGAGGUAUCGGAUCACCUUCAAACCUUACAGAAUUACAUCACACAAGACCCAUUGGAGAACUUCUACCGCCAGGAUCUGUUUGAGUUGUGCAUGGAGAAGCCGCCUCUGUCGCCCAACUCCCAGAAAGCCCUGACGUAUAAUGUGUCCGUUCCUUCUCAAGGGUCGGUCCCCGUCCAGAUGGACUUUCAACAACUGCCAGGGCAGUCUUUCAACAGCCAGAAACACGACCUGUUUGAGAGGUCUAUGGUGCACCCCAGAGCCUGUGUGCCAUCACGGAUCUCUAGAGACGUUCCAGCGAUCGUCUUACGCACACCAGAGGUCAGCACCAGGACAAUCUCAGGCAUCUCUGAGAAUUCUUUGAGGAGUCACAAGGACGACCUGUUCGAGAAGUCCCUUUUGCCUCCUAAAGUAGAGGUGCCUUCUUUCAUCCAUGAGUACGGUCCGGCGUGUCUCAUGAAAAUCCCAGAGAGCAUGACAAGAAUCAGUGACAGAGACAUGACUCUAUGCCUGAUAGAGGCUUUGAUGAUUGAGAUGUUCAGGGGAAAGGCUGCUUUGCGUCCGUGGGACAAAAACUACAAAGUGAUCCGCGACCGUUUGACCGAAAAGGCCUGGGAGGAGAUCCAGCUUUCUGAACACCAGGUGAAGAAAACGGAGAAGGGAAUGAGUAAAAUCAUUGUCGCGAUUGUGAAAGACCUGAAAUCUCAGUACGGCACAGCACAGAGAAUGUUGGAAAAUGCUUUGGACGGAAAAGACCGGACUUUUGACGAGACGGUUUUGAAGUCCCUGCAGUACCACCUCGAGCACAACCUGCGGAAGAAGUCUUUUCUGAGCCGCGUGUCCAGAGGUCUCUGGAAGCUCGCCCAAUGCUGCUGCUGCCCCAACAUUGAAGAGUUAACACCCUCAGAACACCCCAAUGCUAGCUACAAGACCCGAUUGGUAGCUACUAAGGGGUUUGGAUGA